Messenger RNA from Talpa occidentalis (Iberian mole), 2016 nucleotides. RefSeq names its product ZFP36 ring finger protein like 1 (gene ZFP36L1). The transcript is spliced from 2 exons. Lineage: Eukaryota; Metazoa; Chordata; Mammalia; Eulipotyphla; Talpidae. The annotation marks the transcript as partial. Gene Ontology annotation, molecular function: metal ion binding; mRNA binding. The record is from RefSeq and is a predicted model, not a curated record.
CUUCGCGCGCCGCAGCCCGGGAGAGUCAGAAAGGCAAGGGGCGGCGGGAGCAGGCGUGUGGGACUCCAGACCGGAGAGCCGGAGGCUGCGCCUUCCCCGCACCGGGACCUUCGCGACGCACCAAAUUCUAGUCCCUGCCCCGUGCGAGCGCCCACGAUGACCACCACCAUCUUCGACUUGAGCGAAGUUUUAUGCAAGGGUAACAUGCUCAACUACAGUGCUCCCAGUGCAGGGGGCUGCCUGUUGGACAGGAAGGCGGUGGGCACCCCUACUGGUGGGGGCUUCCCCCGGAGGCACUCAGUCACCCUGCCCAGCUCCAAGUUCCACCAGAACCAGCUCCUCAGCAGCCUCAAGGGUGAGCCGGCCCCACCUUUGAGCUCUCGGGACAGCCGCUUCCGAGAUCGCUCAUUCUCAGAAGGGGGCGACCGGCUGCUGCCCACCCAGAAGCAGCCAGGGAGUGGCCAGGUCAACUCCAGCCGCUAUAAGACGGAGCUGUGUCGCCCCUUCGAGGAGAACGGUGCCUGUAAGUACGGAGACAAGUGCCAGUUCGCACACGGCAUCAACGAGCUCCGAAGCUUGACCCGCCACCCCAAGUACAAGACGGAGCUGUGCCGCACCUUCCACACCAUCGGCUUUUGCCCAUACGGGCCCCGCUGCCACUUCAUCCACAACGCCGAGGAGCGCCGCGCCCUGGCCGGGGCCCGGGACUUCUCCGCUGACCGUCCCCGCCUCCAGCAUAGCUUUAGCUUUGCUGGGUUUCCCAGUGCCGCUGCCACUGCCGCUGCCACAGGGCUGCUGGACAGCCCCACAUCCAUCACCCCACCCCCCAUCCUGAGUGCUGAUGACCUUUUGGGCUCACCCACCCUGCCCGAUGGCACCAAUAACCCCUUUGCCUUCUCCAGCCAGGAGCUGGCGAGCCUCUUUGCCCCUAGCAUGGGGUUGCCCGGUGGUGGCUCCCCAACUACCUUCCUCUUCAGGCCCAUGUCCGAGUCCCCUCACAUGUUUGACUCUCCCCCCAGCCCUCAGGAUUCUCUCUCGGACCAGGAGGGCUACCUGAGCAGCUCGAGCAGCAGCCACAGUGGCUCAGACUCCCCCACUUUGGACAACUCAAGACGCCUGCCCAUUUUCAGCAGACUUUCCAUCUCAGAUGACUAAACCAGGGUAGGGAGGGACCCCCUGCCUGCCGCCUCCCACCCCCACCCACAUCUCUUACCCUUGCCUCCCUCCCCAUCCAACCCUUCAUUAACAAGGUUAAGCUCAACCCCUUUUUCCCAGAACCUUGGAAUGCCCCUCCCUCUCCCCCUUUUUAUACCCCUCCCCCCCAAACAUAAGGACAAGUCAAUUUGUCAGUAGCUUCCUCUGGCUUGAAACCCCCUCCCCUCGAUUUUAUAACCCACUUACCAUGCGGAUCAGACAAGUCCCAUAUUUGUCAGUAGAUGCCUUUUUUUCUCCUCCCGGCUUAAGCCUUAAGUGCCAAAUCCCAAAAGAAAAAGCAGUAACAGUUUACAGAAGCAACUUUAGUGCCUUGUAAUCUAACUUUGUCACUGUGACUACAUUACCUCUUCAGCGCCAGAGGGCACCCGUGGGCCUCCUGGAGCCUCUGCCCAUGGGGGGGAGGGUGGGAGGGAGACCCAGAACCAGCAGCUCCCUCCACUGGCGACACAAAUGCACCUUCCCUAACACACCUUCUCCUCUCCUCUCUUCCCAGAACCCCCCAGCCCCCCACCCCCCCCUUGGGAGAGUUGUUGCCAGACUUGGGUUUUUGGGGAAACCUAUCUUGACAUUCAAAACCUUUUCCUUCGCGGCCCGAACCUCUUUGACUAGUCUUGCUGGGUUCAGUAGGUCUACAGGAAGGAAAGCUGAAAAAGUGGAUGAAGAUUGUGACAUAAGUGGGACUGUGUGAUUUUAAUUUUUUCUUUCUUUUUUUUUUUUUUAAGUGGGGAGGAAGGGGAAGCUAGAUGGACUAUGAGAGACUUGAUUUUGGUGCUAAAGUUCCCCAGUUCAUAUGUGACAUCU